AUGCACCGAGUAAAGCACAGAUGCGGCAGUAAGCAGGGGCCUGAGUUCAAGUGCACCACACCCACCCCAACUCCAACUGCAGGAGGAGCUGACAGGUUUUUCGUUGAAAGGAUCUACUUUAUAGCAUCUCCACCUUUAUCAUCAGUUGGAGCAGCUCCUGGAUCACUCUUCCUAUCACAGGCUGUCAUUGGCAUUCUGGGAAAUUUCUCUCUUCUUCGUCACUACCUCUCCCUUUACCACAGUCGUUGUAGGAUGAGGGACACAGAUUUGAUUCUCAUGCACCUGACACUAGCCAACUUCUUCCUCAUUCUCUCCAAAGCCGUCCCCAACACAAUGAUAGCUUUGGGGUGGAAACACUUCAUCAGUGACUUAGGUUGUCAAGUUAUUUUCUAUGUUUACAGAAUAACCAAGGGAGUGUCCAUUGGCACCACCUGCCUCUUGAGUGUCUACCAGACCAUCAUGAUCAGCCCCAUGAACUCCUGCUGGAAAGAGCUGAAAGUCAGAGCUCCAAAGUAUGUUGGCUGCUCCAUUUCUCUCUGCUGGAUUUUGCACAUCUUGGUCAAUUUCAUUUUUCCUACAUAUGUGUCAUAUAUAUCUAGCCAAUGGAGCAAUCAAGACACUAUGAAUAAAACAGAUUGGCAAGACUGUUUCAGUGUAGAUCACCAAACAAUUUUAGGCACAGUAUAUACAACACUAUUAGUAUUUCCUGAGGUUUUGUUUUCUGUGCUCAUCAUCUGGUCCAGUGGCUCCAUGGUUUUCAUCCUGUAA
Messenger RNA from Erinaceus europaeus (western European hedgehog), 768 nucleotides. Its product is annotated as vomeronasal type-1 receptor 4-like. Lineage: Eukaryota; Metazoa; Chordata; Mammalia; Eulipotyphla; Erinaceidae. Gene Ontology annotation, molecular function: pheromone receptor activity. The transcript has 3 exons. Gene Ontology annotation, cellular component: membrane. Gene Ontology annotation, biological process: G protein-coupled receptor signaling pathway. Bases 1 to 768 code for a protein of 255 amino acids. The record is from RefSeq and is a predicted model, not a curated record.